AAAAGAAUUUAAAGCACAUGUUCGUUAAAACAUAACCCCACAUUGGUGACCCUCGAACUUGUGUAUAAAACGCAACCGCAUUGCUGAGUACCCAUGAACGCUGUACUGCGGGAGUGUAAAAUUUAAACUUUUCUUUUUAAAAAUUGUGGUGUCUAUCUAGUGAAUUUUUCCUUGCUCUCUAUUUCAACUCAGUCAUGCCUGUUGAAAUAAAAGUAGAUUCGGAACAGUCUACAACAAUGCAUCAAGAUGAUGGAGUUUCAAAUGCUACUUUGGAGGCUUCAAUUGCAAAUUUACAAGCUAUUUCAAUACGGCCACUCAAAUUUUGGAGUCAUGCACCAGCACUUUGGUUUAAACAAAUGGAAAAUAUGUUUUAUUUGGCAAGUAUAACUACAGAAGUUACUAAAUAUAGACAUGUAAUAAGCAAUUUAGACUGGGAACAAUUAAAAGAAAUUCAAGAUAUUAUAGAUCGUGAUGUACAAACUAUUGAAGCACCUUAUAAAUUAGUUAAAGAACAUUUAAUUAGCCGUUUAUCUAAUUCGCAGAAUUUUGAUAUUAAACAAAUGCUUGAACGAGAACAAUUAGGUGAUAGAAAACCAUCUCAACUUCUUAGAGAGUUACAGCGUUUGGGUCACAAGAAGGUCACAGAUGAAUUCAUUCGUACCAUUUGGACUAGCCGACUUCCCGAUCAACUUCAACCUGUUUUGGCAACGCAACCGCCUGACACGACCUUGGAAAAACUCGGAGUACUGGCAGAUACGGUAUUUGAUUUAGUACCACAACAGCAAUUUUCUCAAAUUAACGCUACAACCUCAGGUCACUUCAACCUAAACCUGUUCUUCGUCAUGGUACUCAAUCAACUUUUGUGCAUAAAGAUUUGGAUCAAUCAACUCACGUUUUCGUUCGACGAGGAUCAAGAAUGGUACUUCAACAACCGUACGAAGGACCGUUUGAAGUAA
Messenger RNA from Leptopilina heterotoma, 956 nucleotides. RefSeq lists its product as uncharacterized. NCBI's taxonomy places the organism in Eukaryota, Metazoa, Arthropoda, Insecta, Hymenoptera, Figitidae. The transcript is spliced from 2 exons. Bases 195 to 956 code for a protein of 253 amino acids. The record is from RefSeq and is a predicted model, not a curated record.